This is a messenger RNA of Thermochaetoides thermophila DSM 1495, 759 nucleotides long. RefSeq lists its product as uncharacterized. Gene Ontology annotation, biological process: protein acetylation. The record is from RefSeq and is a predicted model, not a curated record. Lineage: Eukaryota; Fungi; Ascomycota; Sordariomycetes; Sordariales; Chaetomiaceae. The coding region runs from base 1 to 759 and encodes 252 amino acids. Gene Ontology annotation, molecular function: N-acetyltransferase activity. The transcript has 3 exons.
AUGAGGCUGAAUGAAUCUACCGCCGUUUCAACGGCCAGAGCACUCCUUGUUCCAUAUGAGGCUCGUCAUGUGUUGACCUACCAUGGCUGGAUGCAAGACCCUGCCAUCCUUGAGGCGACAGCUUCAGACCGGUUGACCCUCGAAGAGGAAUAUGAAAACCAACAGUCGUGGCGAUCCUCGCACGACAAGCUCACCUUCAUCAUCUGCCAGCCUCUAUCGUCGCCAGCCACAGCUGAAAGGGUCCAGGCCGGAGUGGCUGACGCCCCUGAUAGGAUGAUCGGCGAUGUCAAUCUCUUCCUUUACCCCCAUGAGGAAGACUUCGCCGAGGACGGUGAUGAGAUGCCCAGCAAGGUUGGAGAGGAGAGAGUCGACUGUGUCGGCGAGGUUGAUAUUAUGAUUGCUGAUCAAGAACACCGCGGGAAGGGCUUAGGUCGGGCGGUAGUGCAAGCCUUCCUGCAGUACAUUUGGCGACAUGCCGACGACAUCACCGACGAGUAUGCCUUGGAUAAGGGGCUCAUCGGACGGCCGAAGUUGAGGCAUCUAAUGGCCAAAAUUGGCCAACAGAAUGUACGGAGCGUUGCGCUGUUUAAGAGCCUAGGCUUUGAGCAGGUCGGUGAGGUGAAUUACUUUGGGGAGGUAACGCUCGUGCUGCGAGAUCUUGGGGAGUUUGCGACUAAGGAGGUACCAGAGGCAUAUAAAGAGCUUACUUAUCAACGGGAUGAGGAGACACAGAAUGGACAGCCCGGAGAACAACAAUAA